Nicotiana tabacum (common tobacco) is the source of this 1449-nucleotide messenger RNA. The record is from RefSeq and is a predicted model, not a curated record. NCBI's taxonomy places the organism in Eukaryota, Viridiplantae, Streptophyta, Magnoliopsida, Solanales, Solanaceae.
AUGAUUUCUGUGGUAGAAAGUGAUGCUAUGUCAUUGGUGCCUUAUAUGAGCCCCAUACACACUUUUCAAAGAGCUUUGAUUGGGGAUGAAGAAGACAGUGAAGAUGAAAUGAUUGGAGAAAUUGAGCAAGUACUUGACAUGUCUUGUAGUUAUGUCCCUGGUUUUGGGUUGCUUGAAAAGGAUGUAACUUUCAAUUUUAAUGACACCUUCCUGAAGGCAUUUGAAGAGCUUAAAAAGAAGUUGGUGGCUUCCCUCAUUAUUGCGGUACCGGAUUGGUCCUUGCCAUUUGAACUUAUGUGUGAUGCAAGUGACCAUGCUAUUGGGGCAGUGCUAGGCCAGAGGAAAGACAAGGUGUUUUAUUCCAUCUACUAUGCAAGUAAGACUCUGGAUAAUACACAACUAAAUUACACCAAUACUGAAAAAGGGUUGUUAGCCGUUGUGUGGGCCUUUGAGAAAUUUCGGGCAUACUUGGAAGUCAUAGUCCAUACCGAUCAUGCAGCAAUCAGUGGGGUAUUUCCUCCUGAAAUUGAAUCUCAAGCUAGAAAGAGAUUUCUACAUGAUGUGAACUUCUACUGUUGGGAUGAGCCAUACUUGUACAAGCAAUGUGCUGAUCAGUUGAUGAGGAGAUGCAUUUCAGAAAAGGAGGUGGAAUCAAUGUUGUAUGAUUGUCAUGCAUCACCUUAUGUGAGCCUUAAAGGAGGCGAUAGAACAGCUGCAAAGGUUUGGGACUCCGGUGCCUUGAUUAGUGAUGAAGGGACACAUUUUAGCAAUCGGUUGUUGAAUAACCUUCUAGCUAAAUAUGGAGUCUGCCAUAGAGUUGCCCCAGCAUAUCAUUCUAAAACAAGUGGACAAGCUAAGGUGUCUAACAGAGAAAUAAAGCAAAUCUUAGAGAAGACGGUAAGUGUGAAUAGGAAGGAUUGGGCUGCAAAGUUAGAUGAUGCCUUGUGGGCGUAUAGAAUUGCAUACAAAACGCCAAUUGGGGCGUCGCCGUAUAAGCUUGUUUAUGGAAAGGCAUGUCGCUUGCCUAUUGAACUUGAACACAAAGCGUACUGGGCCAUUAAAAAGUUGAAUAUGGACCUUGCAACCGCAGGUGAGAAGAGACUGUUUCAGUUGAAUGAGUUAGAUGAGUUCGGGUUGUACUCUUAUGAAAAUGCUAAGCUGUACAAAGAGAAAACGAAAAUAUGGCAUGACAAGCGUAUCAAGCCACGUCACUUCGAGGCAGGCCAACAUGUAUUAUUAUUCAAUUCUAGGCUCAAGUUAUUUCCCGGGAAGUUAAAAUCGAGAUGGUCAGUCCCGUUUGAGGUGGUGAGAGUCACUCCGUAUGGUGCAAUUGAGUUGCAUGCUUUAAAUGGUGAAAAGAAAUUUUUAGUGAAUGGACACAGAGUCAAGCACUAUUGGGGAGGAAUAAUUGAUAGUGAGAAGACCAAUGUUGCACUUGCUGAUGAGUAA